Molecule: messenger RNA, 750 nt
Organism: Amoebophrya sp. A25
Lineage: Eukaryota; Dinophyceae; Syndiniales; Amoebophryaceae
Source: the annotation of a GenBank genome assembly
GUGGAAUUCUUGCUCGUAGACUGCAGUGGGCUAGUCGUGUCAAAUAUGACGAAAUAGCGCUUGCCAUAGCCAGCAAAGACAAGGUGGAGGCCCGAGAUACGAGAGUGAUGAGCGAGUACAUCGAGCGGGCUAAGGGUUGCGAUCCGGAAGACAUCAAAACGAAGCUGCAGCAGUUUGAGUCGACAGCAACGAACGCAAGAAGUCUUCCCCAAGUAGUGAAUGACUUAACUGAGCUGGCGUCAUCUUCUUUUCCACGAACAUCGCCGAACUACCACAAGGUGCAGAACUUGUUGAAGGAGUUCUCCCAAGGCAUGAAGGGCACCACAUGGGCUGACUAUUCUGGAGAUGCCAUGGUCGUAGCUGCAGCCAGUCAGGACCUUGCAGCAGGCUUCACGCCGAUCGAUGUGCAGGCGCGUUGGCGUGAGGCGCAACUAAUCUCCGAGAGUCUGAGCCUCGUUUUUCGAAAUUUGCUCGACGACCCACUCGUUGCAGUCUGCGAUAAGUCUGGAAUGGCAGUCCACAUCUUCGUUAUCCAUCUUGGUGUUUAUCUUGGGCUAGAACUGACAUGCAGACUAGAUGGCGGCUGCGAACUGCUACCGAAGAGCCACAAGGACAUCAGACUUGUGGUCGGCUUCUUCACGGAGAUGGUCAUUAGCCUCGGCCCGGAUGAGAUCACCUACAAGAAGGGCUAUGUAGUGCAGCCAGGUGGAGAUGACAUUCAUCUCGAGGAGGAGAUGGCCGCUUUCAUCG